Mucor mucedo is the source of this 865-nucleotide messenger RNA. RefSeq lists its product as uncharacterized. The transcript has a single exon. The record is from RefSeq and is a predicted model, not a curated record. Lineage: Eukaryota; Fungi; Mucoromycota; Mucoromycetes; Mucorales; Mucoraceae. The coding region runs from base 447 to 755 and encodes 102 amino acids.
UCUCUAUUUGCCUCUUUCCCCCUUCAUAUAGAGGAAAUAGAAACAUGUUAUGAAAAGGACUGGAAAUAAUUUUAUACUUUUGCCACUAUUUUUGGAUUGACAUGUACGAAAUAAUGAACGAUCAGUUAGUCAUAAUAAAAGUUGUCUCCUUGCGCGUAUAUGGUGUUACGUCAAGAUAGGAGAAAUGAUGUGCAAAAAGAAAAAAAAAAAAAGACGGAUAUGCAGAAAAUCAUUACAUGUUGUGUAAUUUAGAAAAAAAAAAAAAGAGAGUCUUGUUAACUAAUCAACAGAAAGAGAAACAAAGGGGUUUAUGAAAAGGAGUUAUCACUACCAAGAUCCAAACAUGUCAAAAUUGUAUAUAAAGGCUCACCAAAAGGUCUACUUCUUUUUUUUUUUAAUUAUCCAAGUCUUUUCUCUACUCAAGCCUUUUUAACUUAUUAUCAACAAUGAAGCUCACCUCCGUUCUUUUCCUCGCUGCCUUUGUCUUUGUCUCUGUCUCUGCCCGUCCUUGCGACAAGCCUCACCACAAGCAUCACAAGAACAAUAGCAACACUGAAGUUAAGGUAAACAAGGAAACCAGCAACAAGGAAACCUAUAACACCAACGUUCAUAAUGUUGACAACAGUCAAAACAAUGCCAAGACCAUUACUCAAAUCGACGAGGGUGAUAAAAAUCAAUCCAAUGGUCUCAACCUUAACCUUUUGGGUAAAACUUCUAACACCAAAAGUACCACCCAAAAUGCUACUAUCAAUUAAAUUUAAAGAGUAUCUUGUAAUUCCUCUUCCAGCGUAUUUUUAUGUACAUCACACAAUUAUAAAAAAAAAUAAACAUUCCAUAUUUUUUUGUGCCAAAAAAAAAAAAAAAA